UGUCCUCUCGUCUGAGACACGUGGACCUGAGUAACAACGACCUGCAGGAUCCAGGAGUGAAGCUGCUGUGUGAUGGACUGAAGAGUCCUCACUGUUCUCUGGAGACUCUCAGUCUGUCAGGUUGUCUGGUCUCAGAAGAAGGAUGUUCUUCUCUGACCUCAGCUCUGACCUCCAACCCCUCCCAUCUCAGAGAACUGGACCUGAGCUACAAUCAUCCAGGAGACUCAGGAAAGAAGCUGCUGUCUGCUGGACUGAAGAGUCCUCACUGGAGACUGGACACUCUCAGGAUGGACCAUGCUGGAGAGCAGUGGUUAAAACCUGGUCUCAGGAAGUAUUCAUGUGAACUGGAACUGGACACAAACACAAUGAACAGAAACCUCAAACUGUCUGACGACAACAGGAAAGUGACCUGUGUGACAGAAGAUCAGUCGUAUCCUGAUCAUCCAGACAGAUUUGAGUUCUGGUCUCAGCUGCUGUGUAGACCUGGUCUGACUGGUCGCUGUUACUGGGAGGUCGAGUGGAGAGGAACUGUUUAUAUAUCACUGAGUUACAGAGGAAUCAAGAGGAAAGUCAACAGUUCUGACUGUGUGUUUGGAGAUAAUGAUCAGUCCUGGAGUCUGAUCUGCUCUGAUGUUUAUGGUCACUUUGUCCGUCACUGUGGGACACGAACACCCAUCAUGUCCUCUGUCUCUCACAGAGUAUCAGUGUAUGUGGACUGUCCUGCUGGGACUCUGUCCUUCUACAGCGUCUCCUCUGACUCACUGAUCCACCUCCACACCUUCAGGACCACAUUCACUGAACCGGUUUAUCCUGGGUUCUGGGUCUGGCAUGGUUCCUCAGUGUCUCUGUGUCCUCUGUAGGACAUGAAGAGACAGCAGCUUCAGUGGUGGACGAGGUCAAAGCUCGUCUCAGUCAUUCUUUGUUGAAACCAUCAAUAAAUAAAGACUUAAAAAAUCAA
This is a messenger RNA of Solea solea (common sole), 958 nucleotides long. RefSeq names its product stonustoxin subunit beta-like. The record is from RefSeq and is a predicted model, not a curated record. Bases 288 to 860 code for a protein of 190 amino acids. The transcript is spliced from 4 exons. Gene Ontology annotation, molecular function: protein binding. NCBI's taxonomy places the organism in Eukaryota, Metazoa, Chordata, Actinopteri, Pleuronectiformes, Soleidae.